AUGGAGAUAGUUCAGGAUCUGCACCCACAAACUACAACUACUACUCCAGAGGAAAGAAAAGAGCAACCUCAACAUCAAAAUCAAAGAUUCAGAGAUUACAAAUGGUGGUUUCGUGUAUCUCUCUACAUAGUAUUUCUUCUUGUAGGCCAAUCUGCAGCCACUCUUUUAGGAAGAUUAUACUAUGACAAAGGCGGUAAUAGUAAAUGGAUGGCAACAUUUGUUCAAUCAGCUGGAUUCCCUAUACUACUUCCACUUUACUUUAACUUCGCACACAUCAACCAUGAAAAAACCAAACCAAAAUUUUCCACACUAGUUUCUCUUUACAUAUUUUUUGGCUUACUAUUAGCAGGGGACAAUUUGAUGUAUUCCUAUGGACUUCUAUAUCUUUCACUCUCCACCUAUUCUUUACUAUGUGCAACACAAUUAGCCUUCAAUGCAGUAUUUUCUUUCUUCCUGAAUUCCCAAAAAUUCACAGCUUUCAUAUUCAAUUCUGUCGUUCUGCUAACUAUGUCGGCUGCCUUGCUCGCACUGAAUUCUGAUUCUGACGACGACUCAACGAAUCUUCCUAGAGAUAAGCAAAUACUUGGAUUCAUAUUCACUCUUGGUGCAUCUGCUGCAUUUUCUUUAUAUCUUUCCCUCGUGCAGCUUUCGUUUGACAGAAUUAUUAAAAGUGAAACUUUCUCUGCUAUCUUGAACAUGCAAAUUUACCCUUCUUUCGUAGCGACUUGUGCUUGUGUUGUUGGGUUAUUUGUAAGUGGAGAAUGGAAAGGUUUGCAUAAGGAGAUGAGGGAAUAUGAAAAGGGAAAAGUGUCAUAUAUAAUGACUUUGUUUUGGACUGCUGUGGCUUGGCAAGUAUCUUCCAUUGGUAUGAUAGGGUUAGUUUUAGAUGUAUCUUCAUUGUUCUCAAAUGUGAUAGGUACUGUGGUACUGCCUCUAGUUCCUAUCCUUGCUGUUAUUUUCUUCCAUGACAAGGUUAAUGGGUUGAAGUUUAUAGCUUUGGUGUUAGCAAUAUGGGGAUUUCUUUCCUAUAUUUAUCAACAUUAUCUGGAUGACAAAAAGGCCAAGGCAAAUAAAACCCGUCUUCCGGAGGUUUCAAGGGGCGAGGUAGAGAUUUGUUGA
Lathyrus sativus (Indian pea) is the source of this 1119-nucleotide messenger RNA. Lineage: Eukaryota; Viridiplantae; Streptophyta; Magnoliopsida; Fabales; Fabaceae. The record is from the annotation of a GenBank genome assembly.